Messenger RNA from Gasterosteus aculeatus aculeatus (three-spined stickleback), 2086 nucleotides. The record is from RefSeq and is a predicted model, not a curated record. Lineage: Eukaryota; Metazoa; Chordata; Actinopteri; Perciformes; Gasterosteidae.
UUGUGAGGGACAAUAGCGCUCCAUAGCAGCGCGGGGGAUUACCGUUAGAAUGGCGUGCGAGCGCUGGAAGGGCCGCUGCUUCGUUUCUGUUUCCUCAACCCGUCGCUCCAGCAAACACUCGCCUCUGUGUCGCCUCCCUCCGACUGCUCACAUCCCGCUCACCCACCAGCACCUCCUCCCUGCCUGAAGCCGGUGGCCACAUGGAGAACCACCUCACCUUCCUGCGCUUUGCGUCCGGCAGCAACCUGCUGCAGGAGCGGCUCCGGCUCAGGAACCCGUCUGCUAAGGUCCACUGCGCGGCCCGGCUGAAGGACCAUAGGUUGGUUUUUGGGAACCAUAAAGGCCUCGCCAGCGAGCGGUGGCGGGGUGUGGCCACCGUAGAGCGCAGCCCCGGGCAGGAGGUGUGGGGUCUGGUGUGGAGGAUGAGCACGUCUGACCUGGAGUCUCUGGACAGCCUCUUCUGGAGAGAGUAAUCAUUGCUGUGAUAUCAGAUGAUGAAUGUUAUUCUUCUCUCAAAAGCCCAAACAACAACAUCUUCAAGUACCUCCUGCAUUCUCCAGUCGAUCAGUGGUGAAUCACGACCCGGGAGACGGAUGUCAAAGUCACAGCUGGGUUUUAUUCGUGGACGGGGUCGAGGAUAGGUCCAGCAGUACACACAAAGUGGUGGAAGGCAAAGAUCCAAAAGGGUCAGGCAGGAAGGAACGUGUCCCCCAGAGGAACCGAAGCGCUCGUUGAUGUGUUUCAGCAGUUGAGCGCUAUCACACAGGAAUAGAUAUAUGAGACUCACAGGCUGCCCUGCAAUAAAUGACUCCUUUGUUAACAUUAAAAAAACAAUACAAUUAGUUGAUACAUGAUUAAUUAAAGACUUGGACAACAUCAGCAUGCACGUCUGUAUGAAACUAAUAGUAAUAAUACCAAAGAAACUAAUAAUUGACUAAUAAGGGAAUCUCACUGUGUGACUUUCCUGUGUGAUGCCAUAUUGGGAGUCAUGACAGGGUCUUUUUGCCUGUGUGAACGUGGUUGUUUUAAUGGUAUUAUUAUUUCUCUCUGUGAAGCAUCUGGAAUAGGAAUCGGUCUGUUUACAGCACUCGUCAUCUGACCAGCGGGUCCCAGCAGCCCGGACACACCUGCUCUCGUUUAACAGAGCCGCCGGCCAGUACCAGACUGUUCUUUGCACACGUGAGAGCUCCAAACAUGAGGGAAAGGCAGCGUGCGCAGAGGGACAUCGUCGCUUUGUUGUCACAGCUUUGUCUUCUACAGAGUCAACUGUGCUGAUCCCCUGUUAUGCUAGCAGUUCUUUGGAUACAGCUCACAUACGGGACAAUACUCUGUUUAGUACAGUGCAGAGGUGGAAAGACUUCUCUGAUAUAGCUUAGUGGAUAAUCCCGAUAUGGCCAAGAAAUCAUCUUUAUUUAUGUAUGCAUUGUAGGUGGUGAGUAAUUAAUGUGCCUUUAAUACACUGUGUAAUCAAAUAUAGCCUGGAGAACAUUUGGGGUCCUUCAAUUUGCAAACUCUAUACAGCUGAAGUUCAAGCCAUCCAUGGUGAUGUUGGAGGGCAUUUGCGGAUUUGUGGCUGUUAUUGGUUGUGAAAAAAUAUAUCUGUGACUUUAAUGAUGCACAGUAAAUGCGUUGGACUACUUCAACCGCUGCAGGUGACCAUGACGGGGGGGGGGGCAGAACGGCUUGCCAACGGACUACCAGAAGAAGCUGAGAGCUAUCAAGACCAACGCGUUUGAGGCUCCUCUACCCGUGAUGGCUGAACUGAGCAAACCAGCGCGAGAGGCAGAGCCAACCGGCGCUCCGAUGCCUGACAGCAGCAUCCGGGCCGCACUGCAUUCAACCUCCUACUGCAUCACGUUCAGCCCAGCCAGCUGCCGAAUGCAUCGAUGGGUCUGUGGUCUGACUACAGUUGCCUGUACAGAUGAAUGUAAUUGUCACAUUGUCGUAGUUCACCAUAAGGAACAAUAAUACAGAUUGUUCUAUUCUUGGCUUCACCAUUGUGUCUUUAUCUUUUUGAGGUGGAAAUAUAUUCCAAUGCUUGUUUAUUGCUUGUAACAACACUUUGAGUAAAACAGUUACAGUAUCA